Messenger RNA from Branchiostoma floridae (Florida lancelet), 2383 nucleotides. RefSeq lists its product as uncharacterized. The coding region runs from base 271 to 1563 and encodes 430 amino acids. NCBI's taxonomy places the organism in Eukaryota, Metazoa, Chordata, Leptocardii, Amphioxiformes, Branchiostomatidae. The transcript is spliced from 4 exons. The record is from RefSeq and is a predicted model, not a curated record.
CCAGCUGAGGGUCGGCUGGUGUUCAGGAGCUAAAUUCGGCUAUGUGUUAACUGGGGCUUUACUGGACGUUGGUUGCAAAAUAUAUUUCUCAAAGGAGGAUCGACACGCCACGGUUUUUGAGCGAGAGGGACUUUGUGCCAAUACAGAAUACACCAACUCUGCCCAGGAGCUCUUCUGUGGUUCAUACAUGUACGGGCACCGAGGCCAGUACAGUGUAUUCGGUAUAGUCCAGCGAGUCCUCGGGCUUGUUCAAGUGUAGGAAGGUAUACAAUGGCAUCUGUGCGACAUGUGCGUUGUAUUAAGGACAAGUUCCGAGCGGAACUUGGGCGUUUUGUCCCGUCGUUGGUAACAACCUUGUACGACUUUGAGAACUCGGAACUGCGCCAGUCUACUUUCAACGACACCGGGAAAGUCAUCACGGACCCGAUCGGAUUCUUGAGGGAAAAUGGUGCUGAUUUCUCGGUGUACGGUGUUGACUUCAACAGGCGUGUGCUUGGGCUGGUCAAAGUCCGGGAUUUAGCUAUAGCUAACUCAAGUGAUGAACUUAAGAAGGUUCCAUUUUUCUUCAAGGCACAGCGGGAAAACACAGAGAAGCUCCUGACGAUACCUUUCGAUCUUCUACCUUCAAUAGCAACAUCACUUGAAGAAGCUAUCUCAACAGUCAGAAAUGUAUUCUUGUUUGACACUGGUCGGUGUGGUUCCACUCUUUUGUGCAAAGCAAUGGACGCAACAUCAGAAGUACAGGCAGUGUCUGAGCCCGAUGUCUACACCUCUGUCUUUGCGUUUCUUCAAAGCCACGACUUUGACCUGACCCCUGCAGCAGAGGAAGAAGCCAUCAUGGUCCUGAAGUGCAGUACCAUCCUACUCAACUUCUACUUCCUCAAAAACGAUCCCUCAAGACAAGUCAUCUGCUACAAACCCAGAAGCUGUGCGCUGUUCAUCGCCGAUCUCUUACAAAGGGCUGUUCCAAGUGCUAAGACGAUAUUCCUGUACAGAAACCUGCCUGGAUUCUUUGACUCUUGGGCAAGCGUGAUGUUCAGUGGAAGCUACUGGAGAUAUUAUAUCUCAACAGCCUUGAGAAUCGAUGUGUUCUAUGACAUUCCAAACUAUACCCAAAUGGAGCCAUCAUUAAAGUUCUUUACGGAGAACCACCGCUUAGUGAAGCAUCCAGCUGCAAGGGGUAUACCUUUCUUCUUGGUAUCAUCGUGGGUUCUGCGUAUGCAGAAAGCUUAUUACCUGAUCAACGAUGACCAGUCAAGCUUCUUCCACGCGAUUGUGACGUACAAAGAGUUAGUGACGCACAAGGAACGGGCCGUUCUUAAAGUAUUGAAAGAAAUCGGCGUCGACGUUUCUCCUGAAGAAAUCGUCAAGAUCAAGCAAGUGUUUGGUAAAGAUAGUCAGGAAGGUGCAGGUAUCCAGAGUGUGAGGAGAAAGGGUGAUAUAUCAAAGAAUACUUGGAUUGGAAACUGGGAAAGGAAGUUGUUCUAUUCGGUGAUAGAGUGUUUUUCUGGUGAUGUGUAUGGUCCAGAAUUCGUUCUGCAAAAUACCACGGUUGAGGUCUAGCUUGUCAUGAUAACAUCAUAUUGGUGGCAAGAUGACAGCGAGCUUAGGGGUUUCUGACAGGCAUAUUUUACCAAAUUUACUAAUUUCAGUAUGAAUUAUAGGAUUUCAUGGUUUUAUUGCUAGACCACACUUGUUUAUAUAUACCUGUGUAAUUUCAAGUUACAUUUCUGAUUACAUAUUCAUGAUUUAUGCUAAUUUGAUGACGCCAUGAGUGAAAAUCCAAGAUAGCGGACAAUAUCUUUAUCGGCGUUGAAUACAUGUUAUUUUUACUCAAAUUCCAGAUAGGAUUAAAAGGUUUUAGGGUUGGUACAAUAUUCUAGAUUGCCGCGCUGUAUCAUUUUUCUGAGGAUUCCAAUGAGUCUUAUUAACUUAUAUCACUUUUUAUCAAGAUAUGUAUUAUCCGCUGUUAUUCAAGAACUUCAAAGCAUCAUGUAUGCCAUUGACCAUAGUCACAAAGACGCUGUAUAAUGGUAGUGUAUCAGUAGUAUUUAUCAUAUAUAUGAAAAGCUUAUUUUGCUUCUAUUAUAACAUUUCAUUGAGGCACUUUAGGUUACAAGGUUAUGGAUCUAUAGUUAACAAAUUUAGUAAAUCUAGUUUGAUGUUUUAUACCAUCAGUUAUCUACUCGGCACUUGAUUGCACUUGUAGAACUAGAAGUGACACUUGCUAGGUACCCAGGACUGUAGUUGUAGAAGUGAAACUAGUUAGAUUGUUGUAAAAGUGGCACCAAUAAGAUAUACGUGUAGUUUGUUAGUGAUACCAGUCUACCACACUUUUUACUACGUCUUAAAUACAAGAAUGAAUGCCUUGUUGGCUAUGUUA